UUUAUCAGCCAAGUGCAACCUGAAUCGUGAGGAGCGGACGAUGGGGGGGAAAAAAUCCCACUGUUCUUUCUUUUUCUCUAACGUGACCGUCAUUAACAUGUAGACCGAUUCGCGUCAAAAGACCCGGAGCGUAAUGGUUUCUUCUGUCACAGGAGAAUUUUAUAGUUGUGAAUAAAAAAACCCAUUUUGGAUUAACGGAGCACUUGUUUUGGACUAAAAGGGUUUCCUUAAUUUCUUUCUGCCCGUGUGUAAAUGUUGGACCGCAUUUAACCCGAGUUUCUACCCUCUGGAGUGAAAAGUGCGCCAGUCUUAUUUCCAAGGCUUAUUUCCAACGCUUGAGCGUCGGGAUUUUUUCAGGGGUACUAUGUGGCUUUUGGAAGGACUGGACCUUAACCUAACGGGACUUAAGGCACAGAGGAAUAUUGUCUGAGGUGGAAAAAACAGCGGAUGGGAUCGUUUCUUAACGGGGACCAACUUUGGACUUGACUCUUCACAGUACAAGUACCUACUAGACCCACUGCACCGCAAUCGCUGCUUCUGCCGCUGUACAUGGCAAUAUGGAAACCAUCAUCACUGACUGGCUUGUCUAUCUCCUGAGAAGUGGUGCCUAAAGAUGAAAUCUUCAGUGUUUUCUUCUUCAGUCCAGUGAUUGUUUACAGGACCUUUUUGAGGAAUAUAUUUCCAUACUGUGAGGAAUAUUUCACAGAUUUUCUUUCACCAAUUUGGAGGAAACUGAUGGCUGCUACAGUUCUACUGGAUGCUUUGCAGUGCUUUGGUUUUAAAACGGAUCAUUAGCAUCCACAACCCUCGUUUGCUCCGGAGUUACCAAUUUCCUUAUACCUUACUUUUGUAUGAAUGUCAGUUUUGUGAUUGUGUUUGUGUUUGCAUCUGCAUGGUAUAAGUGAGAAAAAGGAAAUAAGGAGUUUGUUUCACGAGCAAGAACUGGCCAAAAACAGAGAAAGCAACCAAGUGUAAAACGUGGGACAGCAGCCAUGUUUGAGUGGAGGCAGCAUUCGAGGAUUGGAUGUCGGCUACUUCAGAGUGCUACAUGUGGGAGCAGAAGUAUGGGAUAUGUAGGUCUAGAAGGUUCCUUAAAGGCUAGCUGGUGGGUAUCCACUCUAAUAUGGCUGGGAUUGCUGCUUCUGCAGGCAUGUCCAGCUGUUGUGUUGGCUCAGAAACUUGAUGAGAAUGACCCAAUAGUAACCACAGCCAAUGGCAAGCUUCGUGGUAUCAAGAAGGAGCUGAACAAUGAGAUCCUGGGUCCUGUCAUACAAUUUCUGGGCGUUCCAUAUGCCGCGCCACCUACUGGUGAGCGCCGCUUUCAGCCACCUGAGCCAGCGGCACCAUGGCCUGACAUUCGCAAUGCCACACACUUUGCCCCAGUGUGUCCCCAGAGCAUCGUCGAGGGCCGUCUGCCAGAUGUCAUGCUGCCAGUGUGGUUCACCAACAGCAUCGAUGUGGUGUCUACCUACGUCCAGGACCAGAGCGAGGACUGCCUCUAUCUUAACAUCUAUGUUCCCACUGAGGAUGUCAAAAGAAUAUCCAAGGAAUGUGCCAGGAAACCGGGCAAGAAAAUAUGUAGACAAGGAGGUCCCCUUACAAAGAAACACAGUGAUGAUUUAGGUGAUAGUGACCGCACGGACGACGAAGACAUUAGGGAGAGUGGAAGCCCCAAACCAGUGAUGGUUUUCAUCCAUGGGGGCUCCUACAUGGAAGGAACUGGGAAUAUGUUUGAUGGCAGUAUCCUGGCCAGCUAUGGGAACGUGAUUGUCAUCACUUUAAACUACAGACUUGGCGUCCUAG
This is a messenger RNA of Pundamilia nyererei, 1803 nucleotides long. RefSeq names its product neuroligin-1-like. The annotation marks the transcript as partial. The transcript has 5 exons. The record is from RefSeq and is a predicted model, not a curated record. Lineage: Eukaryota; Metazoa; Chordata; Actinopteri; Cichliformes; Cichlidae.